This is a messenger RNA of Triplophysa dalaica, 6849 nucleotides long. RefSeq names its product protein tyrosine phosphatase receptor type Ga (gene ptprga). Gene Ontology annotation, biological process: protein dephosphorylation. Lineage: Eukaryota; Metazoa; Chordata; Actinopteri; Cypriniformes; Nemacheilidae. Gene Ontology annotation, molecular function: protein tyrosine phosphatase activity; protein binding. The transcript is spliced from 29 exons. The record is from RefSeq and is a predicted model, not a curated record. Bases 414 to 4682 code for a protein of 1422 amino acids.
UCCUGGAUGGCGGAAUGGAAAGCUUCCAGAGCCGCUCCAACUCUUCUCUCUGUGUUUUCAGCCUGAUGCAUGGACUACCGCUUCUCUGAGAUAGCUCUCCUUCUCCACACACCGACCAUCCACAUGUCUCACGAAAUGUUUUUCCUCUGGACUACAAGCCCAGUCUUUUAAAAGAGAGAGAGAGGGAAAAAGAAAAACUCUUUGCGUUGGCUUGGUCGAACUUGAAAAGAAAAAUCUCAACGAAGGGACUCGCAAAAAAGAGGCGGCCGGUAUUCGCGUGCGAGAAGUUCUUUGCGCGCAUAAACGCAUCUCGAGCGUUUGCGUCGCUUGUUUCGCGGGAGUUUGUCGCUCGUCGGGAGGAUAACUCUGUCAACAGUUGCCUUAUUUCCAGCUCUCCAUGUAUACAGUGUGACAUGCGGAGGUUACUGCGACCGCGCUGCCGCUGCUGCUGGUGGUGGAUACCGCCUCUGCUUUUCUCCGCGCUCGUGCUCCGGUGGGCGCACGGUCAUCCCGCAUUGAUUGAUGGGACGAAGACGGACAAUCAUGACUGGCCAAUCGGUGACAGGCACCGCAGGGCGGCUGAAGAGUCCUACUGGGCCUACUCAGGGACGUACGGACCAGAUACAGGGUGGGCGGCUGCUUUCCCUGAGUGUCAGGAGAGAAACCAAUCGCCGAUCAAUAUAGCCGACCAGGACACUAAGGUCUCAAUGGAGUACCAGGAACUCACACUGGAAGGGUUCGACGCGGAGUCGUCCAAUAAGACGUCAAUGAAGAAUACAGGCAAAACCGUGGCGAUCUUCCUCAAAGACGAUUAUUUUGUGAGAGGGGCCGGACUGCCAGGCCGUUUCAAAGCCGAGAAGGUGGAGUUCCACUGGGGCCAAAACAACGGUUCGGACGGCUCCGAGCACAGCAUCAAUGGCAGGAGAUUCCCAGUGGAGAUGCAGAUCUUCAUGUAUAACUCAGAUGACUUCGACAGUCUCAACGCAGCCAUACAAGAGAAGCGUGUGAUCGCAGCCAUGUCUGUCUUCUUUCAGGUGGGGAUAAAGGACAAUCCUGCGGUAGAUCCGAUUAUUCACGGUUUGAGAGGAGUGGUCCAUCAUGAAAAAGAGACGUUUCUGGAGCCCUUCGUGCUGCGAGACCUUUUACCCUCCUCCUUAGGGAGCUACUACCGUUACAUUGGCUCUCUGACCACCCCACCCUGCAGUAAAGUAGUGGAGUGGAUUGUCUUCAGUCGCCCUGUGUUCCUCUCUUACAAACAGCUGGAGGCGUUCUACUCCAUCUUCACAACCGAACAGCAGGACCAUGUUAAAUCUGUGGAAUACCUGCGUAACAACUUCCGCCCACUCCAGAGUCUGGAUAACCGAGAGGUCUUCAAAUCCGCCGUCAAAGACGCAUGGCUGCCUGACUUGACUUACAGUCUGGGCAACCCGUACGGUACCGAGGCUUCUAAAGCGUGCAGCAGCGCUCCCAUCAACAUGAACGUCCAGCACAUGAAUAAGACGGCACUUGUGGUGAGGUGGGCCCGUCCGGAGAUCACCUAUGACCCGCCGAUUAUCAGCUACCUCAUAUCCUACAGCUGGACCAGAAACGACGAGUCAUAUGAGGAGACGCACGUCAAAGACAGUGAUCAGAAACUGGAGGCCCUCAUCGCACCUGUGUCAUCAGAUGUGUUGUACCUGUUCCGCGUUCAGGCGGUGUGUUUGAAUGAUAAGCGUAGUGACUUCAGCCAAAGCAUGCUUUUCAGAGCAAACACCACAAGAAUAUUUGAGGGUACAAGAAUAGUGAAAACUGGAAUGCCAACUGUGUCCCCAGCAUCCUCAGCAGACAUGGCACCUAUCAGCUCAGGCUCCUCCACCUGGACCUCCUCUGGUCUCCCCUUCUCUUUCGUUUCAAUGGCGACCGGAAUCGGCCCCUCAUCCAGCGGGAGCCAGGCGACCGUGGCGUCCGUUGUAACCAGCACGCUCCUGGCGGGUCUGGGCUUCAGCGGAGGCGUCAUCUCCUCCUUCCCCAGCUCCGUCUGGCCCACCAGACCUCCCCCCUCCACUCCGACUCCCGCUUCCACUCGUCAGACCCCAGCCAAGCCCGUCGUGACCAACCCUGAACCGACUUCUUCCCCACCCUCGGACGCGGAUGCAGCCGCUGAGAACGACGGAUCCGAUGAUGGAGGGGAGAAGGGAGGGAAGGGUGAAGACGAGGAUGGGGAGAAAAACGGAGAGGAAGAGGAGGAACAGGAAAAAGGGGCGGAGACUAAAAGCGGCGGGGAUCCAGAUGAGGUCGAAAAGCAGGUGAACGGUUCCGUGGCCAAAGAUCCACCCACGGCGACGCCAGAUUCAACAGCGAAGGAGAAAGGAGGAGGCAGGAAAGAAAACAGCACAGCGCCAUCUAGUGUUCCGGAAGAGCAUGUGGAGAAAAACACAUCGACAAUUGUGGAUGAGGGCGAACAGGUGGUGCCUACCAGAGACCCGGAGGAUGAUGAUGUUGAUGAUAGUGUGACGGCAGUAAUAGAGACUCCAGACAGCACGGCUCAGAACAACAAAUCCACAAGAGAAGACCGUGGUCACAUGCCACCUUUCUCUAUACAUACAGAGCGUACAGUCAUCUCCAGUAUGCACCCGGUGCCUUCGGGAGGCAGGAUGGAGUGGAUCAUUCCUCUGGUGGUGGUGUCUGCACUCACCUUCCUCUGCCUCAUCCUUCUGCUGGCCGUCCUCGUCUACUGGAGGAGGUGUUUCCAAACGGCUCAUUUUUACGUGGAAGACAGUAACUCUCCCAGAGUUGUGCCGAACGAGAGCAUACCUGUUAUUCCCAUUCCAGAUGAUAUGGAGGCCAUUCCUGUCAAGCAUUUUAUCAAACAUGUCUCAGAGCUCUAUUCCAAUAACCAGCACAGCUUCUCAGAAGAGUUUGAGGAAGUGCAGCGCUGCACAGCAGAUAUGAAGAUUACAUCAGAACACUCCAAUCAUCCUGACAAUAAGCACAAAAACAGAUACAUCAACAUCAUAGCCUACGACCACAGUCGAGUGAAACUCAGGCCUCUGGUUGGCAAAGACUCCAAACACAGCGAUUACAUCAACGCCAACUACGUAGAUGGCUACAAUAAACCCAAGGCGUACAUCGCAGCGCAGGGUCCGCUCAAAUCCACGUUCGAGGACUUCUGGAGGAUGGUGUGGGAACAAAACACCAGCGUCAUUGUCAUGAUCACCAACCUGGUGGAGAAGGGCAGAAGAAAAUGUGACCAGUACUGGCCGACAGAAAACAAUGAGGAAUACGGCAAUAUCGUGGUGACGUUGAAGAAAACCAAAGUAAUGGCCUGUUACACGCUUCGCGUCUUCACCAUCAGAAACACCAAAGUAAAGAAGGGUCAGAAAGGCAACGCUAAAGGCCGUCAGUGUGAGAGAACAGUCCUACAGUAUCAUUACACUCAGUGGCCAGAUAUGGGCGUCCCGGAAUACACACUUCCUGUGCUGACCUUUGUGAGGAAGUCCUCUGCCGCACAGACUCCAGAGAUGGGCCCUAUGCUCAUACACUGCAGCGCCGGCGUGGGCAGAACGGGAACCUACAUCGUCAUUGACAGCAUGUUACAGCAGCUGAAAGACAAGGGCUUGGUGAACAUUCUUGGUUUUCUCAAACACAUACGCACUCAGAGAAACUACCUGGUCCAAACAGAAGAGCAGUAUAUCUUCAUCCACGAUGCCUUGAUAGAAGCCAUUCUCGGUAAGGAAACGGAGGUGAGCUCCAGUCAGCUUCACAGUUACGUAAACAGCAUCCUGACGCCGGGCCCCGGAGGCAAAACGCGACUGGAGAAACAGUUCAAGUUGGUGACCCAGUGCAAUGCCAGAUUUGUGGAAUGUUUCAGCGCUCAGAAAGAAUGCAACAAAGAGAAAAACCGCAAUUCUUCUGUUGUCCCAUCGGAAAGAGCCCGUGUUGGUCUCGCACCGUUGCCGGGGAUGAAAGGCACUGAUUACAUCAAUGCAUCUUACAUAAUGGGUUUCUACAGGAGCAAUGAGUUCAUCAUUACCCAGCAUCCUCUGCCUCACACCACUAAAGACUUCUGGAGGAUGAUCUGGGACCACAACGCUCAAAUCAUUGUCAUGUUGCCAGACAACCAGGGCCUGGCGGAGGAUGAGUUUGUUUAUUGGCCGAGUCGAGAGGAAGCCAUGAACUGUGAGGCGUUUACAGUCACUCUCAUCAGUAAAGACAGACUCUGUCUCUCCAAUGAGGAGCAGAUCAUCAUUCAUGAUUUUAUCUUGGAAGCCACACAGGAUGACUAUGUUUUAGAGGUUCGUCAUUUUCAGUGCCCGAAGUGGCCGAAUCCUGAUGCUCCCAUCAGCAGCACUUUUGAACUCAUAAACGUCAUUAAAGAAGAGGCCAUGACCAGGGACGGACCCACUAUAGUACACGACGAGUUUGGAGCAGUGUCGGCUGGGAUGCUGUGCGCUCUCACCACACUAUCACAACAGCUGGAGAGCGAAGGAGUCGUGGGGGUCUACCAGGUGGCCAAGAUGAUCAACCUCAUGAGACCUGGAGUCUUUACCGACAUUGAACAGUACCAGUACCUUUACAAAGCUAUGCUCAGCCUGAUAAGCACUAAAGAGAACGGAUCCAGUCUCAUGUCCCUGGACAGGAAUGGCAGUAUGGCCAUGUCUGAAGAAUCGGACCCGGCGGAGAGCAUGGAGUCGCUCGUGUGAAGCCCCCCGAACAGGCACUUAAUCUAACUUUGUAAAACUUCAAGGACUACGACAGACUUUUUCUGAGGCCUUUUUGCCAGAACUCUUGGUUAAAAGAAUAACCUGAUUACUUUUUUACACUGAUAAAAAGUUUUUGAUAUUUAUUUUUUCGCCAUUUUAUGUCUUAAUGUUAUCCUACUGAACAUUUGCACCGGCGUUUUUUGAGUUCACGACAAACGAAACGAAACACAGUUCUGUCUAGUUUGCACUAUGAAAAUAUCAGUGUUACUGCCUACGACGCCAUCUCGAUCCGCCAUCAAGACCUUCUCACCGUAACCGGCCGUCUCUCGCAUUCAUUACUUCCCACAACACAGCUGCUCUCCGAGGUUUUCCUCAAAAUCACAACCAACACAAACGCGAUCGCACCUCGAAGGAUGGAAGACGAGAUGAAAUCCAACACAACAGAUGACCACUUUUUUGUUUGUUUGCUUUGUUAACCCUCCUGCAUCUCAAGUAAUAUAUCUAUUCAUUGCGCUUCUAAACCCAUAUUUUACUUUGUAAAGGUGGUAUUAAAACAGCUACUGUGAACUUUUUGUAUGAUUCAUAUUCUGCUUUUAAUAUAUAUGAAUAUAUCGUAUAUCAUGAUAUCUUGUGCUUUUGUAAAUGUUAGCCGUCACUACGAGCAGCCGUCACCAUUUCAAACAGGAUCCGCCGAGCCCAUGGCCUCUUUAGCACCCCCUGUUGGAUUGAUUUCUUCAUUGCUUUAUAUGCUGCAAGCUGCUACUUGUCUCGAGUACGGAAGAAGUGAUGAAAUUAUGUGAUGCAUUACAUGUGGACUUCAUAUAGGAAUUAAUUCUCUUAUUCGCCUGUUUGAUUUUGUAAUUUUAUACUGCUCUUCAUCGUUCUGGUUUGUUUUAAUAGUUCACAAAUGAAUCCGUCCCAUCCCGUAUCUUUGAGAAUAAUGUAAAUGAGUCUCUCGAUGCCUUCUGUACAGUCUCAUUUCACCCCUGCAGGUGUGAAUGUGUGUGUGUGUGACUGGUUUUACUGGAAAACUAUAGACUCAGUCGAAGAAUUUCAUCACGAUACAGACUACUAUUGAGUUUUUUUAUUUCAUGUCAGAAACCACUAGGAAAGCAGUCACUGUAAUCCCUCAUGUCAUAUAGCACAAUGGCCUUGCUAACACGCCACUUCAAAAACAGGGGACCCGUGAUUCAUUAAUUUUUACCAAAGACUACAACUGUCAUUCACUUCAGUCAUGGAAACUGUAGGAAAGUAUAUUUUAAUAUUAGGCAACGUAGUUUAAGAAGAAUGUUUUGGUGAUAAUGAUGAAUCCACAUGCUUUUCUUUUUGUUCAAAUGUCAUUUCUUUAAGAAUGAGAAUGUUCACGAAUGCUGAUAUCUUUGGAUGUGAAGAAAGCGUUUUUCUUUUUAUAUUUUAAAUGGUUUGUAGACAUUGAAAAUCUUGUUGGUUUCUCCUAAGAAGGAGGCCAAAAAAUGAAGUCACAUCUCCAACAUUUGGGGUUAUAUUCUGACUUGUAUCUUGCAAGAUGAUUGGAGGUGACAUGAUGCAUUUUGAGAUAUUUUUGAACCGUUUUGUCCUGUGGUGUCUCUCUUUUUUGCUCUAGCAGUCACACUAUACUCGUGGGUUGCAUUUGCGAACAACAUACUUGCAUUUGUAUGUAUGAAAUGUACAUAUCUUUUGUUGCUUCAUUAACCCUUCCGUUUCUGAAAGCUUUGUAUCCUGAUUAUAGGCACAAACGUAAUAUUUUCCUAUAUAUUUUUUUCUUUAUUGUGCUUGGUUUUCUUAAUGAUGGUUAUUAUUAUAUGUCCCCGAUUCAUUGGGCAAGAGGCUGACAUCACAUUCCCAACAUACUCACGUCAAUCAUGAUCUAAGAUCGUGAUUGUGGUAUUUUUUAUUUUCUUUGGAAUCUAAGUCAGUUUCAAUGUCCAGAAGUGCAAUAGACUAGCUCUUGUAAAUCAAAGAAUAAGUUUCUCCCAUACAAAGCAGGUGGGUGUCACCAUCAUAACCUCCUUUUGUAAUCCGGAAUAACACAAAACGAAGGAUUUUUGUUCUUUUUUUUAUUUCUUUUUUGUUGAAAGCUAUAUCAAAGCAUUCUAUUAUAGUGUUAUUUAAUAUGUAAAUUGUAUUGCUAUACAUAAAAUAAAAUAUGGGUUUUGAUGUACUUUAA